AUGUGGAUUGGUUCUCGGGAGGUGCCAUUUAUUCCAGACAUUAACUUGAUAAGAAAGAAGGGACGGCCGGAGACUCCGGCUUUGGGCUCGCGCAGGAGUGCUUCAGUGACCCGAAUAGAGGAUAUUCAUCCGCGCAUUCGAGAGGGAGUAAUGCGGACAGCACUAGGACCAUUCAUUACUAUGCGGAAAUACACCGUAGACAUGACUCUGGUGACUGCAUUAGUUGAGCGGUGGAGGCCGGAGACCCACACAUUUAUGUUUCCUGAGGGGGAGUGCACAAUAACGCUUCAGGACAUAGCGAUCUUGACGGGACCCCCCAUAAAUGGGGCUGCUGUUACCGGACCUACUAUCAGAGGUUGGGGUAGUGUUACUCGCCGACUGCUUGGGAGAGAUAUGGUAGGGAGCAUAAAUUGUCAGGGAUCUUUUGUUACCACUAGUUGGUUAAUCGAUGAGUUUGAGAGCUUCACACGGAUACCUGAUGCGGCUUCAGAUGAGCAGAUCGACUGGGCAGUUCGGGCGUACUUGUUGUUCCAUCUACAAGCCUGGUGUUUUGCAGACAUGAAAAGCGGGCAGAUCGGAUUGAGGAUUCUUCCACAUCUGGAGGACUUGACGGCAUUAGGGAGCAUUAGUUGGGGUUCAGCGGCGCUCGCACACCUUUACCACGAAAUGUGCUUGUGUACUAUGGUUUCGCAGCAUAGGCGAAACAUUGGGGGGCCGCUUUGGAUUCUUCAGCUUUGGGCAUUCGAGCGCCUUAGACCGUUCAGGCCGAGGUUGAGAUAUCCGGCCAUCACACCGCACUUACCGUUGGGUGACAGAUGGGCGGGUCCGCUAGAUUUUCGACGGGUUCUUCAUCGCAAUUUGGAUGCCAUGAGAUUAGCACUUGAUGUAUUGCGUUACUCAGAUGCGAAUCGAUUGGCAACCAUACACCGAGGAUGUUAUCAGCCAGCUACAUCCUUAUUUUUUGGAUGGUGCUCAGUUCUGGCGUGCCCGCGUGCCACUGAUUUACUAUCAUAUUAUCGAGUGGCACCAGCCGGAUAG
Molecule: messenger RNA, 1038 nt
Organism: Mercurialis annua (annual mercury)
Lineage: Eukaryota; Viridiplantae; Streptophyta; Magnoliopsida; Malpighiales; Euphorbiaceae
Product: protein MAIN-LIKE 2-like
Exons: 4
Coding region: 1-1038 (345 amino acids)
Biological process (GO): meristem development; meristem maintenance
Source: RefSeq, a predicted model, not a curated record